AUGAAAUUCACCCUAAGCACCGUUACCAAAUGUUCCGGCCGGUUGGGAGUUUUGGGCGGUCUGGACCGGCUUCCUACCCUGUCCCUUCCAACACCAGCAAUCAUAUUUCACACCAAGGGUGGCAGCAUUCCUCAUCUAAGCAAAGAAGCGUUUCAGCAUGUCUACAACGAACCGGCAGCCGUGCUACAUCUAAGCAUUUCAAACACGCUCCACAUGCAGGAUGUGGUUAAAGCGAGCCGUAUGACCAUUGCCGAAUUUAUUGCACAAAGCAACUGUGCCACGAUGCUGUUUCCCCGUGAUCCUAGUGAAGUACCCAUUCCGGGCACACCGGAAAAGGAUCUACUUCCCGUCUACACACGGAACGGUCGGCGAAGCAUUAGCCUGGAACAGUAUAUGACACUGGUGGAAGCAUUCCGGCCGGAUGCGUACGCCCCACUGUACGACGGUGAUACGGAUGGGAAAAGUUCGAAAAAGCGCGAACUAAAGUCACUCGAGCGGACGGAAAAGUUUGUGGAACAGUGUCUAGAAUGGCACCGCAAGUCGGACGCUUUGCGCGCGUCCCAUCUCAUUGGCCCCGUUGUCGGUGGAUAUAAUGAAAAGUUGCGAGAAAAGUCGAUUGAAAUGUUGCGCAAGGCGGACGAUCUGUUUGCGGGCUAUUUAAUCGAUGGUUUGCACACGAACGGGCCAUCGGUGGCCCGGUUGGAUGGAACGGCUGUGCUACCAAUCGUGGAAAGCGUUUGUAAAGCGCUACCGGAAGAGAAGGUUCGCUUUUGUUUCGGUUCGUACGAUCCAACGCUUGUGCUGGAUAUGAUUGCGAUCGGUGUGGACAUAUUCGAUACGAGCUACGUUUAUGUGAAAGCUGUCCAGGAACACCGCGCUUUGGUGUUUUCGUUCGAUGUAACUGCAAACGAGCAACGGCAUACGGUGACCGAGCUAGACACGACCGAUGCACAAUGGGCGGAAGAUUUUGGUCCCCUGCUGGCCGGAUGCCGGUGCUACACUUGCCAGAAACAUUCCCGAGCGUAUGUGCACCAUCUGUACAAUACGCGUGAAAUGCUUGGCCCGAUUCUUCUGAUGAUGCAUAAUAUACAUCACUACAUUGAGUUUUUCAAAACAAUCCGGCAACACGUAGAAAACGACACCUUACCGGAGUUGAGGAAGCAUUUGGCCGGUCAGAAAGCCCUUCCGCCGUAUGAACCAUCGAAGGAGCAAGGUAAAAUUCUAGUACCAGCAGCAGAGAAGGACUCCGCUGAUCCGGUUGCGGAAGAAUCGGACGAUAAGUUGCAUAAAAAGCAACGAGCGUAG
Molecule: messenger RNA, 1305 nt
Organism: Anopheles maculipalpis
Lineage: Eukaryota; Metazoa; Arthropoda; Insecta; Diptera; Culicidae
Product: queuine tRNA-ribosyltransferase accessory subunit 2
Exons: 3
Coding region: 1-1305 (434 amino acids)
Molecular function (GO): tRNA-guanosine(34) queuine transglycosylase activity
Source: RefSeq, a predicted model, not a curated record